GAAAUGGAUUAGCCGAUAACAUUUUGACAAAUGAAAUAAAACGUAGAAGAGCAACGGGCUAAUUCAAAAUAAUGGAAAAGAAAGUUGAAAAGCUGUAACAUUAUGGAACAUCAUGGGCACCACCAGGAGUUGUCUGCUAAAUCUGAUCUGAUUACAGUGGAACAGAAACGUCACCAAGGUGGAACAGUAACAAAAAUCCGUUCUUUCACCAAAAGUGCGAACGACACAAACAAAUGCCAGAAAUCUAUAGACAUAAAAGUCUUUCCAAAACCGAGGGAUUUAACAGAACUAUCGACACAGAGUGAUACUAGAGCCGUGAACUUCAGUUUAGUACGUCGAUCGGACAAUAAAGAUGUAGCUAAGGUUGUUAUUCCAGCGUCGGGAACAGGUAGUUUGAAACACAAAGCGCUGUCGGGAAAGGCAUAUCGUUCUCGAGAUCAAGAGGAAAUGCGUUCGGCCACCCGACAUCGUCCAACCCCGUCGCCACAGUCGACGAAACCCAAAACGACACGCCCUUCGAAAGCGCCGCAAGUAAACAAACCAAAAGGGGACAGCACGAUUACGAAGAUUAAUAUUAAUAUCGACAAAAAGUCUGCUGUGCAUUCUCAAACAAAAGAAGUUCAUACUAAAUCCCGUUAUAUUGAGAAGUCUGGAGGAAAAUCGGCCGUCGAGAAAUCAAGCAAAACGUCGGAUAAAGACUCUACCAGUAAGAAGGAUGCCAAAACGAAACCGCAUGAAAGUAGUCGAAGGAAGUCUUCCAAACCACCUCAAUUCCCAACCGAAGAUGAUGUCAACUCGACAGCUAAGACCCUCAAGGCUCGCGGCUACAUUCUAGAAGGUAAACUUGGAGAGGGUACCUACGCCAAAGUGAGACGAGCUUACAGCUACAGCGAAAAAUGCCGGGUCGCCAUUAAGAUCGUGUCUCGUUCUCGCCUCAACGCCCGCUUCCAGCAGAAAUUCCUUCCUCGAGAGCUCAAGAUUGUGCGAAACAUGCGCCAUCCACACAUCAUAGAACUCUUGGAGAUGUUCGAAAGCAACGGCGUCAUCUUUCUCAUCAUGGAGUUGGCCAGGCAUGGUGAUCUUCUAGAGUAUGUCCAGAAGAAAAACGCGCUACGCGAUUCAGAAGCGCGAACUGUAUUCAGCCAAAUCCUGUCGGCUGUAGAGCAUCUCCAUUUCCAUGGAGUUUACCAUAGGGAUCUGAAGUGCGAGAACAUCCUCUUGGAUUGGGGACCGACCGGCAUUACGGCCAAAAUCACAGAUUUCGGAUUCGCACGGGAGUGGAGCGAGGCUUUUAAACCAUGUUCGACGUUCUGCGGGAGCGCUGCCUAUGCAUCACCAGAGAUUCUGCAAGCAAUUCCUUACGAUCCCAACUGGGCUGAUAUUUGGAGCUUAGGGAUUAUUCUCUAUAUCAUGGUUACAGGUCGGAUGCCGUUCGACGACAGCAACAUCAAGCAGGCGCUCGAAGACAUGCUCAACAGCCGUCUCAACUUCUCGCGACGUCGUCUGGUCUGCAUCGAAGUCCAGCGCCUUCUCCGCGCCAUCCUGACCUACGACCCACGUCAACGACCAGGGGUACAGGAGAUCAAAACAGCCCAUGGAUGCGUGGUCGAUGUACUAUGGUCAAACCGUCGGCGAGGGUUUCGUCGAGUGUGGGAGGCGUUUAGCGAUCUCGUCGGUACUUUUCCAUACCGGUUACUAUACAUCUUUGAUUAG
Molecule: messenger RNA, 1713 nt
Organism: Strongylocentrotus purpuratus (purple sea urchin)
Lineage: Eukaryota; Metazoa; Echinodermata; Echinoidea; Camarodonta; Strongylocentrotidae
Product: serine/threonine-protein kinase MARK1-like
Exons: 3
Coding region: 103-1713 (536 amino acids)
Biological process (GO): microtubule cytoskeleton organization; intracellular signal transduction; protein phosphorylation
Cellular component (GO): cytoplasm
Molecular function (GO): ATP binding; tau-protein kinase activity; protein serine/threonine kinase activity
Source: RefSeq, a predicted model, not a curated record